This is a messenger RNA of Stylonychia lemnae, 1368 nucleotides long. The record is from the annotation of a GenBank genome assembly. NCBI's taxonomy places the organism in Eukaryota, Ciliophora, Spirotrichea, Sporadotrichida, Oxytrichidae.
AUGGGAAAUGCAUGCAUCAGACCAUAAACGUCAGCCAGUGAUAUGAGAACAGCUCGCAGGAUAUAAAAGUACCAAGAAUACAAAAAACAAUAAUAGCAGUCCAUGAUUUCAUAGUAAACUGCUGAGACUUAGAAUGCUGAUAUGUAUGAUUAGCCAAAUAUAUUCAAGUAAAAUUCGAGAUUUUUGAAUUACAAACCUCUCAGAAAAGAAGGUAUUGAUGAAAUGGAUAUGAGGUCAGAGCAAUCACUUGCUACGACUUCAAUGCUUUAUACAUCACAAAAAUUUCCAAAGAAACUCAAGAAAAAAAAGAAACCAAUGAUUGAGCUUUCUCCAAUUUCAAAUGACUUUAGACCUAGUGAAUGCUCUCAAAGAAAUAGAGAUAUAGACAUAAGUAAAAUAGAUCUAAGAAAAUAUAGUUUCAUGAGCUAGACUGACUAGCUUGCUUCGAAUGACUCAUUUGCAAAAUCUUCUCAUAACUAGAUAAUUGUUCCUUUAGAUGGAGAGCCUUUAUCCUUCGCUCCAUAUAUAGAGAUGGGUAACAUAGGUGCUAAUCUAGAUUCAAUGAAAAUAGCUUCUUUUGGAGGAGCAGGUAAUUUGAAAUUCCCUGUUUAGAAUGGGAACCAACUGAACUACUAAAACGAUAAACUUGAUACGAGCUUUAAAAGUAACUUCAAAUUUGAAUCCUCAGUACGAGGAAAUAAUAAUAACUCCCAAAAGUCUAAUGAAGAGGUUAAGUCGGAGCUAGACAUUAAAGAAGACUUGGAUCUCAGUAAUAAAGACACAGACAAGGUAUUAAUAGAUUAAAUCCUCAUGAAAAAACUAAUAAUUAAUAUAGAGACUGAUGAUGAUUUAGAAAGAAUGGUAGAUGAUGUAUUGUUCUCCCCAGAAAAGGUAAUUUAUAGAGAUAAAUCAUUCAUUUAAUAGUAAGCAAGACCUUAAUCAAAGAGAGAUUCAGCGGCAAGUUCUUAGAGAUUUAGAGUCAAUGGAUCAAGGCCAGGAACAAGUGGAAUGCAGUACUAUUAAUAAAAAGAUCUUGACCUUAGUCAAACAACUAUUGAUAAAGAGUCAAGAUAAUAUAUGAACAUGCUUAAGCAAGGAAAUAGACUGGAUCUGACAAAUAAUAACGAAUAGAUUAAAAUGAUGUCAUAGAGUCUUCGUCAAAAGCUCAGUGAUCUACUGAAGGAGCAAUAAGAUUAGAGAGUUUUAGAAAAGAGAGGAUUACCCAUAGUACCAAAGCUUUAUUAACUUCCAUUAAUCAGUGGAACUGAUAAAGGCAAAAACCAGCCUAUUUGUGCCAAUGAUGCUCAUAUUAAAGCUACAAAUAAUGGGUAUAAGAGAAACACACUAGGAGGAUUCUUCGCUCAUUGA